AUGGAAGGAAAACGCCUAGCAGUUGAUAUCUCCAUUUGGCUUCAUCAGGCAGCACAUGGUUACAUGGAUUAUCAGCCAGGUGCAAAAUGUCCACAUCUGUCGCUGGUAUUGAGACGCCUCUCCAAACUACUCUUCUACAAAAUCCGUCCAUUGUUUGUUUUCGAUGGCCCAAAUGUCCCGAUCUUCAAGAGGAAAUUAUUGAUUUUUUUUAGCGCGAUCGGCAAGUGA
This is a messenger RNA of Gongylonema pulchrum, 228 nucleotides long. NCBI's taxonomy places the organism in Eukaryota, Metazoa, Nematoda, Chromadorea, Rhabditida, Gongylonematidae. The record is from the annotation of a GenBank genome assembly.